This is a messenger RNA of Diatraea saccharalis (sugarcane borer), 1955 nucleotides long. Lineage: Eukaryota; Metazoa; Arthropoda; Insecta; Lepidoptera; Crambidae. The record is from the annotation of a GenBank genome assembly.
GGCUUCGCUGGUGAGGAUCAACAGUGAUAACGAGGUAUAUCAUUAGGCCGACGUGAGUGGAGGGUAGCAGUAGGGCACGCCACGCAUGUGGCCGGGGCCGUCGUCGCAUCUGGUGACGAGGGGGGUGCGGAGGGGGCUAAAAUUAGUAUCGGGCCGCCACGUGCGCUGGCUGCCACCAAGCCGUUUCAGUCCGCGCGCAACCAUCACGACGAUCACUCGCUCCGACCGCUCUCCAGUGUUUACAAGCACAUAACCUACGCACCGGUACACCGGACUGACAGCCAGUGACAGUGUUUGGAGUGUUAGCCGGCGCGACGGAGGCGGUGCAAGGAAUGUUGAUGGCGGGCGCUUUGCCGGCCGAGCCUGAGGGUCUCUUGGCCCUCAGUGCACUCCCGGGACAAAAGGACACCACCUGGACGAAGCUGUUCGUCGGCGGACUACCCUAUCACACGACGGAUAAGAGCCUGAGGGAACACUUCGCCGUGUUCGGUGACAUAGAGGAAGCGGUCGUCAUAACAGACAGGCAGACUAGUAAAAGCAGGGGAUAUGGCUUCGUAAUAAUGUCGGACAGAGCUGCGGCCGAGCGCGCGUGUAAAGAUCCCAACCCCAUCAUAGAUGGAAGGAAAGCAAAUGUGAACCUUGCCAUUCUAGGAGCAAAACCCAGAGGAAAUCUAGCACCAGGGUUUGGUUUGGCUGCGGCGGCAGCGGCAGGAGUGCGCGCUGGUUACCCUACUGUGCUACCUUCUCCGUAUGGGUUGUCUCCUGGGUACGUGUAUGGCGCUCCUGGUUACGUAGGGACAAUGGGCGGGGUGGGAGCUGGGGUCGGCGCUGGUGCAGGGGGCUUGGUACAACUACCUCAGCUGCAACAUGCUGCAGCGGUAGCGGCCGCAAACCACUUAUAUGAAUACCAGGCUGCGGCUGCGCAGGGCGCUGCGGCAUAUCAGCAGCAAUACGCAGCGGCAGGAUUCGAUCCAUAUGCUACCGCCGCAGAUAUGUAUGUUUCAGCAGCGGCAGCGGCGGCUACCGGGGCAGGCUACGUAUCUCCAUACUACGCGUUGCCAGGAGGUGGAGUGCAGGCCCCUCUUUUACCCCCACUCCCAUAUCCCCCUCAGCUGCAAGAAGCGAGAAUGCAGUAGAUCUCACGUCAGCUAAUAUACCAAAACAACUCUAAACCUUAUUUCGACAUAAACAAAGUCUGUUCUCGAAAGUUUUACUAAUGUAUGCUUGAAGGUAAUAUUUAAAACGGAAUAUUGUAAUGUAAAACCCUGUUUACUAAAGGGUAUUAUGAGAGAGUGAUAGAUGACAAGUGGUUGUAAAAAAAAUAUAUAUUUACUUACUUUGAAAAAAGAACUUUCAUAUAAUACACUUUUUAAGUCAGAGACAAAAGGUUACUCUCGUUACCGCAGUAAGCCAAAUAUUUAUACUAAAGCAUAGUUGAUGUCUAGAACUAGUUGAAUCUAUCAACCAAAAAUAUUAAUCAAUGACCAAAGCUGUGAGCUUUUACUUAGAGUUUAAAUGGCGUAAGUGCGCAUUUGUAAUAACCAUGGUUAGAUGGUAUUAUAAAUUAACUACAUAAAAGAGUACGUCUAGUUAAUAGAGGAUAUUUUUAAAAGCUUAAAAACUACGUUAUAAAUAACCUACACGUUUAUUCUAGAAUCACUUAUUCAACUUCCUGACAUCAUACAUAUUUUCCUAUUUUUUAUACUAAGUAGGUUAACAUUAGAUAUAUUUUUUAAUAAAGAUAAAAUUUUCAUUCAUUAUCCAAUAUUGUAAUUAACUAGUGUACUAGCGUAUAGGAGCAAACAGCUGUUAAAUGACAAUAAGGUUAUUGACUUUGACUAUAUAAAAUCAUAUAUAAAUCAGUUACAUACUAUAACAGUAAGACCAACAAAUCUUUCUAGACUAAACCAAAAAUAAUAGGCCUAUCUGAAAUAGUUCAUUCGUAUUCUCAUUCC